AUGGGCGGUAACAAUAAGAUCAACAACAAAGAGACCGAAAUGGGUGAUUCGGAAGCUAUAAGCAACAAGAACAACGUUGGUACCGAGAAAGAUGUCAGUAGUGGCAAUGGGGUACAGGAAGGGGAGGAUUUGUACCCUUUGGCGCUGUUGAUGGACGGAUUGAAACAUGACGACAUAGGUAAUCGCGUCGAGGCUAUGAAAAAACUAGAUACAAUCGCCGUAGCUUUGGGGCCUCAAAGAGCGCGCGAUGAGUUGAUUCCAUUUUUGAGUGAAGUGGCUCAAGAUGACGAGGACGAGGUCUUCACCGUUUUGGCCGAACAGCUGGGAAAAUUUGUACCUUUUAUCGGUGGGGCGAAAUUUGCAACACUACUUUUACCCGCGCUAGAAAUUCUAGCCUCCACCGAAGAAACAUUGGUUCGUGAUAAAGCGGUGGAGUCGCUCAAUAACGUGGCGCAAGAGCUUUCAGAAGACCAAUUGUUUCACGACUUCAUUCCGUUAAUCGAGCACCUGGCUACCGCUGACUGGUUUUCAUCCAAAGUUUCGUCUUGUGGUUUGUUCAGAGCAGUUUUGGUCAGAGUCAAAGACGACAAGUUCAGAAAAGAGCUACUGGCUUUGUACCUGCAACUGGUCCAAGACGAUACACCAAUGGUUAGACGAGCAGCCGGUAAAAAUUUGCCUGUAUUGAUAGAUCUUCUCACUCAAAACCCAGACUUGUCUACAUCCGACGAUUGGGACUAUAUUUCCAGCAUGUUUCAAAAAAUAAUGACGGACGGUCAAGAUUCGGUGAAAUUCCUGGCAGUUGACGUUUUGAUUUCUAUCUUGAAAUUUUUCAGUAAGAAACAUGACACCACACAUUCAAAGGAUCUGUUGAGAUCAGCAAUUCAGCUCAUCGGAGAUGAAUCGUGGCGAGUGCGUUACAUGGCCGCGGAGCGCUUUGAAGAACUAGCCCAUCAGUUCAUCGCCACACCCCAAUACGUCGAUGAACUUUCAGGGCCCUUUUUGGCUUUAUGUGAAGAUAACGAAAGUGACGUCAGGAAAGGAGUUGCCAAACAGCUACCAGGAUUUGCCAAGCUUCUUGGUGAUCCACAGGUUGUUUUGAAAAAGGUGUUGCCGGUUGUACAAAAUUUGAGCAUGGACGAGAGCGAAAUGGUGAGGGCCUCUCUUGCAUCAGAGAUCACCAAUUUGGCGCCACUAGUCCCUAAGCAGGACGCCAUCGAUACCCUAAUUCCCAUUCUACUCAACAUGUUGAGAGACGAAUACCCUGAUGUGCGUUUGAACAUCAUCGCGAAAUUGAAGGUAGUCAAUGAAGUCGUCGGUAUAGACUUACUCUCCGAGAAUUUAUUACCUGCAAUUACAGAACUUGCAAAGGAUGCCAAUUGGAGAGUGAGAAUGGCUAUCAUCGACUACGUUCCGCUACUUGCGGAACAACUGGGGGUUGAGUUUUUCGAUAAGCAGCUGGGAGAUCUUUGUCUUUCGUGGCUAUGGGACACAGUUUAUUCGAUAAGAAAAGCUGCUGUAACGAAUCUCAAAAACUUGACAGAAAUUUUCGGUUCGGAUUGGGCUAGCAACAAGAUCAUAUCUCGUCUCUUGACGUCUGACUCUCAACUGCUGGAAAACUUUGUUUACAGAAUCACUUUACUGCAUGCCUUAACGGAAUUGGUUCCCGUUGUCUCCAAUGACGUCAUUACUCAAAAGGUUCUUCCUUUCAUAAAUCAUUUGACUGAAGAUGCUGUUCCAAACAUAAGAUUCAAUGUCGCCAAAUCUUAUGUCUCGGUGGUUGAGAGUCUCUGUGCUGAUAAAGGUAAGAAUAAAGAUUUGAUUCAAAAUACGAUUGUCACUUCUCUGGAGAAACUGACACAAGAUGACGAUGUCGAUGUCAGGUUUUUCGCAACUGAGAGUCUGGCCAAAUCUAAAGCACUUCUAGCAUGA
Molecule: messenger RNA, 1929 nt
Organism: Lachancea sp. 'fantastica'
Lineage: Eukaryota; Fungi; Ascomycota; Saccharomycetes; Saccharomycetales; Saccharomycetaceae
Source: the annotation of a GenBank genome assembly